AUGGUUGUUCCAGAUUCCAAGGAGGAGAUGUUCCACCCGCCCUUGGAUCUACAGCAGGACGCCCAUGUGCCAGAUUUUGCCACUUACCUGGAGCUCUACAAGAAGUCUAUUGAUAAUCCAGAAGCGUUUUGGAAAGAAGUAGCAGCAGAGUUUUAUUGGAAGAAGCCGGCCAUCGGACCAGUGCUCCAGUACAAUUUUGACGUGACGAAGGGAAACAUCUUCGUCAAAUGUUUGGAAGGAGCAAAGACAAACAUGUGCUACAACGUCCUGGACCGACACGUCACCGAUGGCAACCUGGGAGACAAGGUGGCGUUCUACUGGGAAGGCAACAGUCCAGACCAGCACUCGCAGAUCACCUACAGCCAGCUGCUGAGUCAGGUCUGCAGAUGCUCCAACGUCCUGAAGAAACUGGGUACAAACACACACAACACACACACAUCUAUGACAUCAUGA
Messenger RNA from Knipowitschia caucasica, 453 nucleotides. NCBI's taxonomy places the organism in Eukaryota, Metazoa, Chordata, Actinopteri, Gobiiformes, Gobiidae. The record is from the annotation of a GenBank genome assembly.